UCAGGGCUGCGCUGUGAAUGACGACCGCGCUCUACUGUAAAAAAAGAAAGAAGAAAGAAGAGUGAGAAAAGAGCUAGAGCGUCAGACAAAUAUCGUCAUCACUACGCAAAGCAGGCUGUGGCUUUUAUUCCAGCGGAAAAUAAUAGCUGGCGAGUGAAGGGAGGACAGACAUCACGCGGGCUGCACGAGCAGUCAGAAGUCAGAUUACACCCAAUGGACAUGAAAAAGAGAAAUGUGACAGUUUGUUUCAGUUUUAACUUGACCCUGGUGGAGAUACAUAUAUAUGAAUAAUGGACACAUGAAUCACUGCACUACCGGACCCCAACUGUGCUUUAUAUUUUAAUUAAAUGCAGAAGAAUUAUACAUUAUAAUUUUUUGGACGGGAUACAACAGAAAUCUCGUCGAGGUUGCCCGACACCCCUCAAUCCGUUCGAACAAAUGCUGCCGUGCUUGCGAAGCGUCCUGCGGCCGAGCGUCGCUCUGAGGGCGGGCGCGCUGUUUGGGCGCGUCCGCGGAAAGAGCCCGUGUGCUGCGCUGCUGCUGACGAGGGUGCACGCAUGUGGUUUGGGUACGCACCCGCACAAUGAGCCCAUGGAGCCCUUGAACUCGCCGCAGGGCGCGAGAGACUUCAUCUACAGCCUUCAUCCCACUGAACGCACAUGCCUGCUUCGAGAACUGCACAAAUUUGAGUCUAUGGCCAUAGCUCAAGAGCAAAUGGAGAUGGCACCACCAACAGCUGCACAGUUGAGAUAUGUAUUGUUCCAUAACGCCAUUCCAUUUAUUGGGUUUGGGUUCCUGGAUAAUGCCAUCAUGAUAGUUGCAGGUACCCAGAUUGAAUUAUCUAUAGGAGUAAUAUUGGGGAUCUCAACUAUGGCUGCUGCUGCUCUUGGAAACCUUGUAUCGGACUUGGCUGGACUUGGUCUUGCAGGUUAUGUGGAAGUGCUGGCCUGUAGGCUGGGGAUGCAGAUUCCUGAUUUGAGUCCCAAGCAAGUAGAUAUGUGGCAGACCAGAGUUAGUUCUCACACCGGCAAAGCCAUCGGCGUGGGGAUUGGCUGCAUACUAGGCAUGUUCCCACUACUUUUCUAAAAAGACGAUGAAGAGAAAGCAAAAAAAGAAGGAGAAGAAGCUCAACCCAUUUCUAAGGACACUAAACGUGUGUUAGCAGCCUCUCUAUAGGGCAUCUGAUGUAAAGAAUGACUCGCCUGGAAAACAAAAGUAUCCCAGUCGGACUCCUUGUGCCAUCAGCUACAGCACACACUUUGAUUAAACUAAAGUGCAUGAGGUUUUAUCAUUUUUUUUUUGUUGUGUUGAAACCCCCCCACAGUGGUGCACAAAUCAAACAUUUAUUUCAAACACACAGACAGAAAUGAGAGUGUGCAUCGUUCUCAACCAUAAUAGCUGCCUCCAACACUGUUGUAAGGGGUUCGUGUUUUUUUUAUUUUGAUGUAGUUUUAUUUCACUCCUAUUAGAAGUGUAAAGUUAAGAGACCACAGUACAAAUAGCUAGACCUCUUUCUUAUUAACUUGACCCAGUCCCCAUUCAUGCACCAGUGAUGCACAUUUAUUCAGGCCAUGGAGGCCUACGUGCUGCUUAUUUAAUGUUAAAUACUUAUGAAGCCUGAUAAGAGUGCACAACAGUUUUUUUUGUGCAGUGCUAUAUUUAGUUGAUGGCUUACUCUUCUUUAUUGUGAAGAUGAUCUUAUAUAUAGAAUUUCAGAAUCUCGCAGUCCUAACCAGGCAAACAGUAUGGAAUGAUAUUUGUGCCACUUUGAAUUGAAAAUGUUUACUUGAAACUGAAUAUGCCAUUUUGAACUGGAAUUAAUCCAAACUUGAAAUUCAAAUGUACAUGACAUGAAUUCAGAUUAUCAAAUCAGUAAUUCCCAGAAGGCUAUGUCACAUUUACCCAAAUCUGAAAGUAAAACCUGAAGUGUACCAACGGAAAUGUUGUAACCUGAGUCAGAGUAUUAAAAUGUUGAAUCUGAAUUUUAAGAUCUGAAUUAGUUCCACCUACAUUUGAAUUUAAGAUUUGAAGUAAUUCAAGUCGAAUAUUCAAUUUAAAGUAAACAUUUUCAAAUUAAAGUCUUAAAAUUUUAAUUCAAAUGCGAGUGGCACAAAUAUCAUUCCAUAAAUUCUGUCCACAGUGAAAGCAAAAAUGCAGUGUGAUGCAACACAAUUACAGCCAAUCAGAAAAUAGCUUAUGUUUAAUAUACAGGAGCAGGAUUUUAGACCAAUGAGAUUUAACUGUGGGCGGGACUACCCAAGGCAAAGCUACAGAGAUCCAACAACCAACCAAAUCUCCUGUUGCUUGUCACUUUAUUGAGUCAUGUCUGGUUAGGACACGGUGUUACUAGGACACUUGUAGGACAGGAAAUAAGAAUCAUUUUAUAAUAGUGCUUGAAUCUAACACUAUACUGAUUUUAAAUGAAAGUCUGUUGUCAUUUGUUGAGGUACAGUUACUGAAGUGCAAUUGAAGUAACCACAUAAACCUUGCAAUAUAUUUUACUUUCAGAACAAAUGAAACAAUAGGACAUUUUUUAUUUUCUUCAACUUGCUUAACUAAGCAUUAGAUUAAGGUUGGAAAUGGAAGAAAAUGUGCUUCCUGCUCUUGCCACCAGAUGGCAGCAUUGAAUCGAGUUUCAGAAUUGUGGUUGAGGUAUAUGACCAACAAAAAAGAAAACGCUUUAACAUGGCAAAAUCCAAGCAAAAGUUGUAUCGUAAGUACUGUUGUGGGAAUUGUUGAAUUGUUAUGUGCCUUAUUGCAUGUAAAGUCAGCAGUUGCUAUUAAUGUGAUUGGAAAUGUCAUCUGAAUGUCUUUUAUCUUGAGUAAUGCUCACUGAUUUUACAGACCCGUGACACAUUUUAACCCACAAGCUAAAACACAAGAAAUAACUGCUGCAUUAUUUAUUUCAAGUAUUUUUCAUCUCUAUAGUCCAGAACAAUAUUUGCACAUAUUUUGUGCAAAAUGUAAUCUACAUUAUGCAUUUCUCAUGCUCUUUGUGUUUUUUGUGUUAUCUGGUUGGUUGGUUUGUAGUUUUUUUUUCUUUCUUCAAAGUUAAUGCUUUAAAGUCAACCUGAAGCAGCAUUCGCAAACUUCACAACCCACUUUACUUCCAUAACGUGAUGUCAUUCCAAAAGCAGGUUAUUUAAUGGGGGGAAAUGUAGGAUGUGACUUAAUUUCAUUGAUGGGGAAUUAAUUGGAUUGUGAGAAGUGUCAUUAAAUGACAGUUUGUUACAGAGGUUUGAAAAAACAAGAAGGAUUAGUUAUGUCAGUCGAAAGGUUAUUGCAUGUAUUAAGAAAAUAAAUAGGGUCAAUUCUAAUUUCACAUAAAUUCAGUCUAGUCUAAAUGAUCCAUUUUAAGUAGUUUUUUAUUAUUAUUAUUAUUAUUAUCCUACAGUACAUUUUAGUCUAUUAUGACUUGAGCAAAUUCAACAUAUAACAGGAAGGAAUCAAAGCAUGCCUUAAAGGAGCAUUCUGUUACUGCACACAGAACAUUACUUAAGAUUCUAGAUCAGCCAUUUCCCGUAACCAUGGAAACUGUCCGUCUCUUCAAUAGAGAGGCUCAGUGCUGUGCUCUGUAGAACAGGGUGGCCUAAAUAUAAUCUUGGUCAUUUCAUGAAAUUCAAUGGCGAUCAAGUUUAAGCAAGCACAAACUAAAGCAAGCAUGACAAACAUGUGCAUGUAUAGUUCUCAGUUGUGAAGUCAAAGAUCAAUUAGAUUAUACAGUAAGAGAUUAAACUUAAAGUGUCAAUUUGUCCUAUAAUGAUGAUAGUGAUGUAAUUUGAGUCCCUAACGGCUCUUUUGACUAUGUAUUACAAUGGAAACAAAAAUGAUUGAUGGAAGGAGAUAUUUUAUACAUGCAUGCAUUUCAAAUGAAUUAUUUAUGUCUUUAAGAAAUAGUGGAAAGUAGUCAUUUGAAACAAUCAUUGUUCAAUGUUAUUUGUUCAAAAUUUGUUUAUUGUUCAAACUUACUCGCAUGCUGUUAUGAGAACUUUAUGUUGCACUGAAUAAAUCAACAUCAUGUCCAUAUAGUAUGCAUAAGGAAACUGAUUAACUGAACAAAACUGAUAUUUUCUUAAAAUGUAAAAACAUACCUCAAUAAUUAGAGUGAGUGAAGUCUUCCCUUUUGCGUCUGCUUCCAUUUUCUGACUGCAUGUCUGCUUAUUACAAUGAUUUUACAACAGGAAGCCACUGACAUUUAUUUAACUAACAUUAAAGGUAUAGUUCACCCAAAAAAUGAACAUUCUCUCAUCAUUUACUCACCCUCGUGCCAUCCCAGAUGUGU
Messenger RNA from Xyrauchen texanus (razorback sucker), 4282 nucleotides. Its product is annotated as transmembrane protein 65-like. Bases 439 to 1086 code for a protein of 215 amino acids. The transcript is spliced from 8 exons. The record is from RefSeq and is a predicted model, not a curated record. Gene Ontology annotation, biological process: cardiac ventricle development; regulation of cardiac conduction. Gene Ontology annotation, cellular component: mitochondrion. NCBI's taxonomy places the organism in Eukaryota, Metazoa, Chordata, Actinopteri, Cypriniformes, Catostomidae.